ACUUAAACAUUGACUGAUUUGUUGAUUCAUGUAUGUACUUAUUAUUCCGUAAACUGACACUAUGAGGUAAAAUUCCAAGGUAAAUACUGAGAAUGCAUGUAUUCUCAGUAUUUGAAGUAUUCUCUCAGUAUUUUCAGUAUUCUCAGAUGGAAGACAGAAAGAAAUCAUAAGCACUAACAACAGAGAGAGAUGGUCCUGUAAGAGCAAAGGAAGAGGUGGCACUGUCUGAUCUAAUUUGGGAGGAUUAUGGAAGGAUUCCUGGAGUAAUUAAUAUUAAGGUCAGACCUGAGUCUGAUCCUGAACAGGAGCUAGGAAUCUGAAGUGGAGUGGGAAGGGUAUGCUAGGCAGGAAUAUAUAGAUGAUCGAGAAAAAUAAACAGUAAGAGAAUGGGAAAGACCAGACAGUCCAGCUAAAGCAGUGAUAAAAACGUUAAGAGCAAUGUCCUUCAGAAGGCAGCAAGGGGUUGGAAGAAUGAUCCGUGAGGGCAGGAAGGCAGGCCUCCUACAGCAACGCUAGACCGCUCAGCAGUGCUAAUCACACUCACCUCUUUGCAACUUGGCACAUGUGACUUGACUUUGAGAGUGUGAGAUUGGCCGUGGUGGGACAAUGUGUACCAUGAACAAUGGCAAAGGCUACAAAUAUAGGUGCUGAGCUGAUCUAAUUGCACCCCAGUGAUGCUCUGGCAUAAAGUAGGACGAGAAACUGGCUCAGACAUACACUGCCCUCAAGGAGGAGAAAGAGGAUGCAGGCGAGCCUAAGGGGCUGUUUUCCUGUGAAUUAAUGAAAAAGGUUAGCCCAGUCAGCUGGGGGAAAAUGGCCUGGGUCUAAAAUUACUCCUGCAGGUGGAGAGUGAGGCUGGCCUUGCAUAACAAAGUAAAUAAGGCAACAGCCAUGCAAAUGUGAAGACUGAGGUUGAAGGGGACCACCAGCGCACGUCUCCCUAAUGUCUCUCUUUCUCUUUCAUUUGUCUGGAAGCCUGGGGAGCUACACAGCCUCCCAGACAGCAGGCUUUUGAAGGUUUGUACUCUGGUCUUUGGAGAGAAGGGCUAUAGGAAGGCGAGAGAAUUGAAAGCUAAAGGCACAGGUGAGAUCACAGAUGAAAGAGUACAGAGAUGCCAGGAGCCUAGCAGUUUAAGUAAAAUAUUAAGUGAUAUGUCAUAAAAUGAUUAAGUUCUAGUUAAUGAUUAUCCAUAAUUUCAUCUUUGAUAAUUUAGUCUUUAAAAAGAUAAUCUUCUGAGUUAAAAUAUUUUUAUUUCCUAGACAAAAUAACCUGGGAGAGGAUUUCUCUAAAUGCUACCAAGUAAGGGCUGGGCUGUCUGCACACUCCUGGGAGAAUCUGGUUUUGCCUUAGCAGUCAGUCAGGGAGCAGCUGCAGGCUUUUGCUUGUUCUCUUCGGCUCAGCGGAAAGUGAAAGAUCUGUGAUUUUGGAAACAAGCUGGAAUUCUUUCAAAUGUGUAUCCUAGGAUACUCAAGAACUUAGAUGUAACUUCACAGGACGGUUCUGCAUAAAGUAAAAGCCAUGUGCUCAUAAGGUUAAAUUUCCUUUGGAAAGUCCUCUGGAUCCAACGUUAAGGCGGAGUGUAAAACGAAAACAAAAGUAGCAGCCCGUGUUAGAGGAGUCAUUUGAUUUUCCUCUCUGCACUCAAGACUGCUUCUCUCUGCUGGCUGAAAACAGAUCAGAACCAUGGCUUUGGAGCAGAACCAGUCAGCGGAUUACUACUACGAGGAGCACGAAAUGAACAGCACUCACGACUACAGCCAGUACGAAGUGGUCUGCGUGAAGGAAGAGGUCAGGAAGUUUGCGAAAGUUUUCCUCCCUGCCUUCUUCGCGGUUGCUUUCAUCACUGGGCUUGCAGGCAACUCUGUGGUGGUGGCAAUUUAUGCCUAUUACAAGAAACAGAGAACCAAGACAGACGCAUACAUCCUGAAUCUGGCCGUGGCUGACUUGCUCCUCCUGUUCACCCUGCCUUUCUGGGCCGUCAAUGCAGUUCACGGGUGGGUGUUAGGGAAGAUGAUGUGCAAAGUAACCUCAGCCUUGUACACAGUGAACUUUGUCUCGGGAAUGCAGUUUCUGGCUUGUAUCAGCGUGGACAGAUACUGGGCAGUCACUAUGGCCCCCAGCCAAGCGGGAGUGGGAAGACCUUGCUGGGUCAUUUGCUCCUGUGUCUGGAUGGCUGCCGUCCUGCUGAGUAUCCCUCAGCUGGUUUUCAACACGGUGAAUGACAACAGCAGGUGCAUCCCCAUCUUUCCCCGCCACCUAGGAACGUCGAUGAAAGCGUCCAUUCAAAUGCUGGAAAUCUGCCUCGGGUUUGUGGUUCCUUUCCUCAUCAUGGGCGUGUGCUACUCUCUUACAGCAAGGACGCUCCUGAAGAUGCCCAACAUCAAAAAGUCUCGGCCCCUCAAAGUUCUGUUCACGGUGGUGAUAGUUUUCAUUGUCACUCAGCUGCCUUAUAACAUCGUCAAGUUCUGCCAGGCCAUAGACAUUAUCUACGCCCUGAUCACUGACUGCGACACGAGCAAGCGCAUGGAUGUCGCCAUCCAGAUCACAGAGAGCAUCGCACUCUUCCACAGCUGCCUCAACCCCAUCCUCUAUGUUUUCAUGGGAGCCUCGUUUAAAAACUACAUCAUGAAAGUGGCCAAGAAAUAUGGGUCCUUGAGAAGACAGAGACAAAAUACAGAGGAGAUUCCUUUUGAUUCAGAGGGUCCUACAGAGCCGACAAGUUCUUUUACCAUUUAAAUGCAACAUGCUCUGUCUUCUGCUUGGAUGCACAUGAAUGAAGCUUCUCCAGAUAGAACAUGUGCAUUAUUCUGAAACUCAGACAUCAAACACUGUUUUUGCAAUUUAUCACAAAAAAGCAGCUGUGGGGAGGGAGAGGACAGAAGCCAAGAAGAGGGAACAAUAAACAUAAAAAACAUGAAAAUUAAACUGAACAAUAUAGGAAAGUAUUAGUAACAGGCAUAAAUUAAAGCACUGUGCUAUGAGAGGAAGCUCUUGAGAGGUGAAGGAAUAGUUUUGUGUCUUGAUUACAGUAGUUGUUACACAAAUCUACACGUGUGAUGUAAUGUUUCAGAAUUCUACAAACACAUUAUACCGAAUUCAACCAUUCAGUCCAUCCGUGGAGGAAGGAUACCCAGGAUGAUUCUGUACUAUCUUUAUAACUCCCUGUGACUUUAUAAUAAUUUCAAAAUAAAAUAAUUUUUUAAAAAAA
Messenger RNA from Chinchilla lanigera (long-tailed chinchilla), 3209 nucleotides. RefSeq names its product atypical chemokine receptor 4 (gene Ackr4). The transcript has 2 exons. The coding region runs from base 1685 to 2737 and encodes 350 amino acids. Gene Ontology annotation, cellular component: membrane. Gene Ontology annotation, molecular function: chemokine binding; scavenger receptor activity; chemokine receptor activity. Lineage: Eukaryota; Metazoa; Chordata; Mammalia; Rodentia; Chinchillidae. The record is from RefSeq and is a predicted model, not a curated record. Gene Ontology annotation, biological process: chemotaxis; G protein-coupled receptor signaling pathway; immune response.